AUGGGAGAACGAAGGGUGGAAGGGGUGGAUCCGCCGUUGCAGAAGUGGCAGCUGGGGAUGGUGUUCAUCCCGGACAGCAUCGGGUACCUGCUCGGCACGAACUGCUUCGGGGCGUGGGCGUAUCGGGUCGGGCGACAUCAGGUGGCGGCGGCGGCCAUGGUCCUCACCGGCUUCUGCGCCUUCAUGAUCCCGUCGGCCCGGUCGGUGUGGGUGCUGGGCAUCCCCCACUUUGGGAUGGGGCUCGGGAUCGGGAUGGUGGACUCGGCGCUCAUGCCGCUCCUCGCGCACCUCCUCGACCUGCGCUACACGGCGGUCUACGCCAACGUAUAUGCGAUCGCGCAGGCUGCCGUCUCCCUCGCUUACUCCUUGGGUCCGCUGCUGGGAGGGCUGACGGCCAGGUCGUGGGGCUUCCCGUGGCUCAUGCGCUCCGUUGGCAUCAUGAACCUCGUCUACUCUCCGCUCUGCUUCCUUCUCCAGACGGACCACGUCCCCGAAGAGACGCAGCCCAUCACCCUGAAGGCGAGGGAGGAGCCGGGCUCGUACAAGACGACCGAGUCGAUCUCCAACGAGGCCCUUCGCCGGUACGGGAAGCUUCAGGAAUCCGAUUCCGAUUGAUGGAUGACCCGGCCUCCGCGUCCCCGCUUCCGCGCCUCGCUCCCUGGCUUCUGCGCAUCCUCUCUCCCGUCUGGUCCGGGGGGCAGACGAGCCGCGUCUCGUUCCGUGUUCGUGUCGUGUCGUCGGAGU
Molecule: messenger RNA, 744 nt
Organism: Darwinula stevensoni
Lineage: Eukaryota; Metazoa; Arthropoda; Ostracoda; Podocopida; Darwinulidae
Source: the annotation of a GenBank genome assembly